Molecule: messenger RNA, 3125 nt
Organism: Monomorium pharaonis (pharaoh ant)
Lineage: Eukaryota; Metazoa; Arthropoda; Insecta; Hymenoptera; Formicidae
Product: serine/threonine-protein kinase rio2
Exons: 11
Coding region: 584-1918 (444 amino acids)
Source: RefSeq, a predicted model, not a curated record
UUCAAAUAUUUACGAAUAUUUAAAAAUUUCUUAAAAAUUUUUUACUUAAAAAUAUAUAUAUACAAAAUUUUUUAAAAUAAAUUAUUAAUUUUUAGAUUAGAUUAAAUAAAACAAAUUUUUACGAUAUUUUCUGCUAGUAGACGAUAUUUAAAUUAAAGUUUUUUUUAACUCUGCGAAUAAGACUGCAUUUUCUAUAAAUGCAUCAUAUGUGACUUUUCUACUAAUUAACUCGCGUGCAAGUCAGCGAAAAGAUACAUCACAGGUUUGAUUCUCUUCUCUGGAUUCGAAAAAUCGUUGUGGCCCCUUGUAUAUAAGACGCCGUUUACAUGCUCUUAAUCGUUACGUUACUGUCCGUGAAACUUGCUUUCCCAGUUUGCGCGCUCAACAUCUCGCAGUCACGAAAGUAUCGGCUUCGUUCGCGCGUGAUUGAAUAUCCAUCAGAAGUACAGCAACUGCGAAGAACAUCAUUCUAGAACAUUGCAGCACGUGAACGUGAAAAAAUUGACAGUCAACAACAAUAGGAACGAGUUCACUAUCUAGCUUUUGUAUUUCCGAAAGAUAUUUAUUCACUUCCGAUAUAAACAUGGCCACGGCAAGUUCGUCAAAGACAACAAUUGACGAGACAUCACAGAAAGAUUAUACGUGGAUGGAACUGAGAUUGCUGCAAUUAAUCGUGAUACAAAGCAGAUUGGGUCAGACAAUGCUGAAACUCGUGGAUAAUUUCCUAUGGACUGUAGAAAAGUGUGCAGAAUGGAGCUUACCUAGACAUGGAGAAGAUGAAAAUCGAAAAGACUCGGGAAAACCGCAUCUCGUGAGACCAUUGCCAUGGCUUUUGUUUCUGCCGAGCUUAGUGCUGCUGCGUGUAAUGAGAGUGACAGUGAAUAUAGGUGCUUUCAUAUUUGGUUACUCUCAAAUCACGCCGAGUGGAAUGAUAAAAUUCGUACAGCUAAGUCGUAGACAUCUGAACGCCGCGAUGAACAAAAGGAAAGAGAGACAGGAGAGCAAGGACAAGAAAUUAUCGAUGAACGAGGCCAAGAAGGCUCUGAUCAGGUCCAUUCGUCUGACUUUGUCAAGCCUAUCCUGCUUGGAUACAUCCAAAUCCUCUCCGUCACCACCGCCCACUAAAAUUCACGUUAGUAGCAUCCUCGAUCCCGAUUCAGUAACAAUGACAUCGGAAGAAAAACCAAUAACGGAAUCAAAGGAUUCUACAGAAGUAAAAGAUUCAACGAAUGCAUUGGAAGAAGAAGAGGAGGAGGAGGAGGAGACUCUUAAUGAGAAGAUUGAUCGACUCGCUUUGGAGAACAGCGAGGAUGAUGAGGAUUUUGACCCGACCAAAUACUCUUCGAGCGACACAAGCAACGAUGAUGACGUCGAAAACAGUGACGGCAACGUGUCUCCAACGGAGAUUCUCGACAUUCAGAACGCUAAUAAGGCGUUCCAGAAGAAUCUGAAGAACGACAUCGAACAAUUUUUGAAAGCCGAACAGACUUCUGAAUUGGCUCCCAAGCAAGAAUUCAUCGAGCCGGUUUGUGGGAAGAGAUCGUCGGCCAAGGAGAGCCGCGAUAAGGUAGAAGAGCGCCUCGCGACUUCGCAGCGCAUCGAGUCGCCAGAGUGUUACACGCCCGACAGAUCUAGUCAGGAAGGUGAUCCGAUCUUCUACUCACCGAUCAGCUCAGACAGCGACGCGCCGAAGGAGUGCUCGAUGUCAUCGGUGUCAGUCACCGAACAAUGUGUCUCAAGAAAAAUCUUAAAGACAAAUAUUAAUGGCGAAGCACGUUUUAUCUCAACAUCAACGACUUCAGAAUCAAAAUCAUCCAGACAAAUCAACAAUGGCGCAGUGAUGGAGAAGCGCAGUAUAAACGUGAGUAAAUCUCACAAGGGUAAGCGGACGAAUCACGGCAAUCGCAAGAAAAAAUAGUUAAUUAACAAGCAAAAUAAAGCAAAACAAGAGAGAGCGAGAGCAAGAGAGAAAGAGAGAGAGAGAGAGAGAGAGAGAGAGAGAGAGAGAGAAGGGGGAAAAAUGAAGGUUUCCCUCCGAGACAAUAGAUCACUAUCGGUGAUACAAUAUCGCGUUGUAUCGAACGUCAUUGAAAGUUACGCAAUUGUCGAGGAUUAAACAUGAUUUGAAGUAAAAGAUACUGUCUCAGUUAAGAUAUAAAGAUAUCAAGGUAUCAAGACAUGUAUGCGAAUAACAAUCGAGUUUAUUUAAAAAAUCCCAAAGUCAUUAUAGUCGCUCAUUAAAAAGUAUUACUAUUCUUUAAUGAAAAAUUGAUGAAUUAAGAUGCUUGGGAGAGUUUCUCUGAGAGAUUUCGUUCAAACUGCGAAGGUCCAAAGUAUAACUAGUUCACAGUACGUUGCUUUUAUCAUGUUCGAACGCAAUCAUGCUUGUUUUUUAAUAAUAAUAAUGUAGUAUAGCAACAUUAAUUUGUAAAAUUCGAUAAAGAAAAAAAAUAAUAUACGUUUCCUAUUUCUAAAUUGUUCUCAAACGACUUGUCAUUCGAAUAUAAUGAUGAAUUAAUUGGACAAUUACCAAUUCGCAACUCCAAAAUGAUUCCCCAUUUAAACGAUUGAUCUUUCUCCCGAAUCCGGUUUAGCGAGAAGUUUUACAAUGAAAACUUUGUAGACAAGCGGAUGCGUUCUAAAUAUGCGGCAAUACGUUCAAAGUACGCAGACAUUAUCAUAUUUAGACAAAACAUCGUGUCUCGACAAUUACGUAAUUGUGAUUGAUUAUAAAUUAUUUCUUCGAUAUGGUAGUGCAAACGCAGCACGUGCGAAUAUAUGUCUCGAGUUUGCGUAUUAUCUCCGAAAUGCUAUUGAACUGAUUCUUUUUUUGGGAGAUUUAUAUAUUUGCUUAUUUAUAUAACGUCUGAGUAAUAAUUAUUGUAUCUAUAAUUAAGUAGAUCGAUAUAACGAUAAAAAUCAAGAAAAAAUGGAUUUUUAUCGACGUGUAUAUUUGUAUCUCAUAAUAUGCAAAUUUUAAAAACGUUUUACUUUCCACUUUGUUACAUAAAUUGAAAUAAGAAAAGUACUAUUAUACAUGAGUUUAAAGCAUUAGCGUCUAAUUUUAAAUUUAGCCUUUUACUUAAGUUGUAAUUAGAAAUAUACGUUCUUUUUAUAUAAUAUAA